Pecten maximus is the source of this 6037-nucleotide messenger RNA. RefSeq names its product DNA ligase 3-like. Lineage: Eukaryota; Metazoa; Mollusca; Bivalvia; Pectinida; Pectinidae. Gene Ontology annotation, cellular component: DNA ligase III-XRCC1 complex. Gene Ontology annotation, molecular function: ATP binding; DNA binding; DNA ligase (ATP) activity. Gene Ontology annotation, biological process: DNA biosynthetic process; double-strand break repair via alternative nonhomologous end joining; mitochondrial DNA repair. The record is from RefSeq and is a predicted model, not a curated record.
CUUACUUCAAAUAACACAGGGUGUCUGCAAAACAAUUCUUGCUUGCUUAGCGUUUUAGACAGGUAGUACGGUGGAAUUUUCUAUUUUGUUAAAUGUGGAGUGAAACAAUUUCAUGUUAAGAUUUUAUAGAGUGUCUAGGUAUGUGUGUCGGUCCUCGUCCUUGGUAAAGUUAUCGACUGCAGGUAAUUUGACAGCAUCAUGUCAUUCCAAACUGACCAGUUAUUCUAAACUUUGCAACAAUUUGUUGACAAGAAAGCCAACUCCCUGGACCACUCUGACACUAUUGAGACCCAAGAACUAUUGUGAAAUGGCAGAUAAUAGGUAUGUCAUUGGUUAUGCAAAACUCGGAACAUCAGGGUGUAAAGGAUGUAAGACCAAGAUUGAAAAGGGAUCUCUGAGGAUAGGGAAGGUGACAGCCAAUCCGUUCGGUGGAGAUGGAGACAUGAAACAAUGGUAUCACCCGAGCUGUAUCUUCAACACUUUCAAGCGAGCUCGAGCUACUACUAAGAAAAUAGAAGAACCUGAUGACGUGGAAGGGUUUUCAGAGAUUCUUCAAGAGGAUAAAGAUGAAAUAAACAAACUUAUUAAAGAACAUCUUUCAAAUGCGAAAACACCAAAUAAGAAAACGCCGAAAGCUGCAACCCCUCAAAAGACUUCUGCUUCUCCAGCUGCCGCCAAGUCUACCCCAUCUAAAUCUUAUGACGACGAUGAUGCUGUUGUGCCUUCCACAUCCUCAAAAGUGCCAGAUGAUAAUGGGGAGCGAGACGAUGCAUUCCGUGAAUUCCGACGACUCUGUGCUGAAAUAGCAGAUGAAAGUAGUUACAAUUCUAAGACUGCUUUAGUUGCAAAAUACCUCAAGAAAGGCGCUUCUGGAGAAGGCUACACUGGGGACACCUAUAUUCUACUGAAGCUCCUGCUACCCGGCGUUGUGAAGCGAGUAUACAACCUGAAUAACAAGCAACUUGUCAAGUUGUUUAGUCAGAUAUUUGGAACCAGUCUACAGGCUAUGGUGGCCGAUCUUGAUCAGGGAGAUGUAGCGGAGACAGUCAGGAUAUUUUUUGAAAAGAGCAAAAAUUUGGUGCCUGUAAAGAAAAGUACAUUGACUCUGCAACAGGUGGACUAUUUCUUAGAGGAGCUCUCUCUUGUAACAAAGGAAGAAGAUCAACAGAGGAUUCUCACAAAGAUAGCCAAACGGUGUACACUUAAUGACCUCAAGAUGAUGAUACGUCUUAUAAAACAUGACUUAAGGAUCAACGCUGGAGCGAAACACAUACUUGAAGGUUUAGACACCAAUGCCUACGCCGCAUUCCAGGCCUCGAGGGAUCUCCAUGAUGUUGUCGCUCGUGUCCGUCAAAACUUGGAGGAGGGCGGUGGUAAACCAGGAAUGGCCAAGAAACUGACCGUCAGAGCUAAUCUCAUGACGCCAGUCCUACCUAUGCUUGCUGAAGCAUGUCGGUCUGUUCAGUUUGCCAUGAAGAGGUGUCCUAAUGGUUUCUAUGCCGAGAUUAAGUAUGACGGGGAAAGAGUACAGCUGCAUAAGAAAGGAUCACAGUUCUCCUACUUCAGCCGGAGUCUUAAACCUGUACAACCUCAUAAGGUAGAUCACUUUAAGGAGCACAUUCCGAAAGCUUUUCCAUCCGCGGAUGAUAUAAUUCUGGACGCUGAGGUGUUACUGGUGGAUACGGCCACAGGAAAACCUCUCCCGUUCGGCACCCUGGGAGUUCACAAGAAAGCCCAAUUCUCUGAUGCCAAGGUCUGCCUGUUUGUGUUUGAUUGUCUUCACAUUAAUGGAGAGAACAUCAUGGACAAGCCUAUCAAGACUAGGAGGAAAAUCCUGCAUGAAAAUAUGACAGAGAUUGAACACCAUGUUAUGUUCUCAGAGAUGCAACAUAUCAAGGAGCCCGAUGACCUACAGGAUAUGAUGAACGAUGUGUUUAGACAGGGACUGGAGGGACUUGUUCUCAAGGACGUCAAUGGGAUCUAUGAGCCAGGAAAGAGACAUUGGUUGAAGAUAAAGAAGGACUACCUAGAACAGGGUACAAUGGCUGACUCUGCUGAUCUGGUGGUGUUAGGAGCUUACUUCGGAUCAGGAAACAAAGGUGGAAUCAUGUCUGUUUUCCUCUUUGGCGUUCACGAUCCUGAUAACGACCAGUGGUGUACGGUCACUAAAUGUCACAGCGGGCUGGACGACAAGACUCUAGACGAGCUCCAGACCAAGCUGGACAUGGUCAAAAUCAGUAAGGAUGCCAGGAAGAUUCCGGACUGGCUUAAUAUAAAAAAGCAAUUAGUCCCUGACUUUGUGAUCCGUGACCCUAAGAAGGCGCCGGUAUGGGAGAUAGCUGGAGCAGAGUUCACUCAGGCGGAGAUCCAUACUGCAGAUGGAAUCAGCAUCAGGUUUCCUCGCAUCACCAAAUUCCGCGAUGACAAAAGCUGGAAGGAGGCAACUAACCUCCCCAGGCUAAAGGAACUUUUCAAGAAGUCGAAGGAGACAUCAGAUCUGUUUCCAAGUAGUAAGAAAGGCAACUCUUCUGUGAAGCGGAAAGGUAGCCAGGACAGUGACGAUAACAACAGCAACAGUAAUGGUCAUCCCAAUGGUGGGGGGUCAGCUACCCCAGUCAAAGGUCGGGGGUCAGCAUCCUCUACCCCGGUCAAAGGUAAUGGGUCAGAAACACCCUCCAAGGCCUCACCUGGUAAGACUGGGACACUGGCAGGCUGGGUCAAAAGGGGUGAGAAAAGGUCAAGGUCAGAGGAUAGUGACGAAGCUUCAUCACCAAAGAAAAAAAUGGAAAUUUCUCCUUCAAAAAGGAAGGAUGAUGAAUCACCCAGUAAGAAGUCCUCCAAACCUCUGUGUAAAUACAGUAGUGACUGUUACCAAACCAACCCUGCACAUAUUGAGCAAUAUUACCAUCCUACUGACCACAAGCUGCCCAAGCCAGGGGAGAGAUUACCAAAUGUGUUUUCUGGAACAAAGAUAUUCCUGUCUGAAGACACAGACAAGUACAGACUGCUGAAGCGGUACAUUAUUGGAUUUGAUGGAGAUCUAGUGAAUGACUUUCAGAAGAAAACUGCAACACAUGUGAUUGUUAAACCAGGGCAGGCGGUGUUGACAUCUGGUUCCUGCGUCACGGUUGACUGGCUGUGGAACAGUAUCAAGAAGAAGAUGAAAAUGCCGUUGCAGAAGUUUCGUGUCACAUGAUCCAUAUCUAUAUACAUGUAUAUAUAUAUAUAUUUUUCAUAUUAAUUCAGAAUUUGUCAUUUGAUCAAGUAUUUGUAGCCUGAUCAAGUCUUUGACAUGACUUGAUGAGACAGGAACAAAUCAGCAUAGGAUGCAUAGUCUUAAACUUUGCUGUGUCGCCUUGAAAAGCUUUGAAUCCUGGCCCAUGACCUUGAAAAGUCCUUGAAGAUGUCAUUGAGUGUUUCCUAUAAAAUAUCAUGUAAUUAUAUGGAGACAAGUGAAUUGGACAUAUAAUCCAAUACUGGAAGAGCAGCUGUGAGUUCAAACCGUGAGUCAAAUUUAAAGGCGACAGUCCAAGAGUGGAUUGGAUUUUGUCGUAACUGAUGGGCCUCAUGAAAAUGAGCAAAUCUGAGCAGAAAUCACCUGUUUAUAGUGUCAGUGUCGACAGGCAUUGCAAAAAAUCAUCAUUUAAAUAUUUUCUAUUUUGUAUGAGAUGUCUCUGGAAUUUUUUUCUUAAUGAAAAAGAAAAAAGUAGAGAAAAGAUUAGUGAUAGAGAGAUCCAGUUAAGGUAAUUUGUUGUUGAGUACCAAGAUCCCUCUGGGAUCUCUUAUUUAUACUGUUGUGUACCGUUGUAAGGACAUGGAAGGAUAACGGGAUGUAUUGAUGAGAGGUAGUCUUAUAGUGUCGUUGCAGAAUUUACAAAAUAUGAGUUUAUUAUCUAUCGUUUACUCAGGAAAGAACUUCCUAAAUGCAAAUUCCUAUUUAUAACGAAGGAACAUUUUGAAAGUCACCAUUAAUAUUUUGUGCAAAUAAUAAUGUAUACAUAUAUUUAAAGUACAUUUGUCAUUAACAAGCAGAUUUUUAGUUGACCAUUUGAUUCAAAUCGCCCUUCAUCUGGGGUCCGUUGUCACUCCGUCCAUCAGUAAACAAUCCUUGUUAUCACUUAUUCACAAAACGUAGUCAUGGAUCUUUCUUGUGUUUCAUAUGUCAGUUUCCCUUGGCCCCAAGAUGUGCAUGUUUAAUUUUGAGACUGAUAUGAAAACAAGAUGGCCAACAGACAGCCAUUUGGAAUUUGACAGUUUGUUAUAGCUAUUUCUCAAAGAUAUUCUUGGAUCGUUCUUGAAUUUCAUAAGCAGGUUCCUCGUGUAUUAGUUGAAGGUGUUAUCUUUAUUUCACAGAGCGUUUUUGAUGGAUUUUUCUCAGAUUUCAUGUGUAGGUUCACCUCAUUUUCAAACGAUUGGGAGGAAGAUAUGAGAAAAGUAGGGAAAAGGACUGUCUAACGGAAACCCAAAAAGGUCAUUCGAUGUUGGGCGUCAAGGUCCCUCUGGGAAUUCUUGUGAUAAUUAUGCUUGGAUUUAUUUAUAAACAUGAAUGAGAUGCCUUGUAUGGGGAGUCAUAAAAUUGUACAGAUAAGUUCAGCAUGAUGAUGGCUAUGUAAUGAAACUGAGUUUUGUGGUUGUGUGCAUGUAAACAAAUCUAGUGUUUCUAUAAACCUGGAAACACCCUUUGUGAUAUAGCAGUUUACAUAUACAUUAAUUUGUAUGUUGUUUAUGUCUGGUCAUCGUUAUAAACAUCAUGUCUGGCAGCUAUAAAUGAAACCUACUGGUUUAUACUUGUCUUCUGUAUAAAGUGAAAAGUUCUUCAUGGGUAAAUUUUUUUCUCGGUUGAGGAACCAUAAAAAAUAUAUCAAAACACACUUAAUAUUAAACUUAAAUACUAUAUAACAAGGAAAGUUGGUAACAUGGAAAAGCUGUAUCUGGGACCAGUUCAAAAGGUGAACUAACUUUUUAUUUUCAUGAAACUGCAACGUUUCACACUCGUUGGUCUCUUUAUACCUGCCUACUCUUCAUAUCGGUCUAUUUUAAGGAAUACACACACUCAGGUUUUGAAGUAAAGGAGAAAUAUUCAAAUAUAUGUUUAUCAAUGACUUUUAUUGGCUGUGGGUUAAAGCCAGUAUAUCAAGCUUGUAUUCUCAGGAACAUAAAUAUCUACCAAAAUUGUCCCAAUAACCCAAUUAUUUUGUUUUCACAGAGGUAAACCCUCCCCCAUCCCAAACUAGUGUUCUUCGGAAAAUAUUGUACAUCUACACCAAAAAUGUCUGGAUAAUCUUGUUUUCCCACACAAUUCAGACAAUGAAGAUAGUAAAGGUAACUGAAUUGUACACUGUAGGUAUUAGGUAUAUUCAGUAGAUAUUUUGAUACAUUUUACCUGUAUAUACAUGUAUACUGUACUUUGUUACACCUAUAUAUUCCGUUAGUGUUUUUGUUGACCUAUACUGUAUUGUUUUCCUGUGUAUAUUUGUUACUUUUUAGUAAACUCUGUAUAUUGAGGCAAUAAUUUUCUUAUACCUUUUUUCAUUUUUUAUGUCACCUGAAAAAAAGUCUCCGAUGACCUAUGGAUGUUGCAUUUAUGCGGUGUGGUGUGUGUGUUACUACUUACAUUUCUUACUUUUUCUUUAAUAAAUAAGAUUUCCAGAAUCAUAUUUGCCCAUUACCAUGCCGGGGUGAAGGGCUACCAAAUUCGUUCAAAUGAAUGACCUUGACCUACCUUCAAAGUCACAGUGGUCAAAUUUAACACAUUUGACAAGAGCUCAAGUGACCGAUAAGGCCCAUUGGCCUCUGGUUUGUAAAAAGAUUCCAUAAGCAAAAUCAUGAUGUUUUUUAUAUCUGUAGGAACAAGUGAUUCAUUAUAAAGUAACUACCCGGUACAGUAAAUAUAUAAAAUACAGUGGGACUACUCCAUACACACAAUUUUACAAUGGGGCUCCUCCAUACCCAUUGGGCAAGUCGUCUAAAAAUAUUAGCAACAUUAUCUGCUUAUUAAUUUGUGGAUUUUACAAUAAAAUGGCAGAUUUAGAUACAG